Messenger RNA from Melampsora larici-populina 98AG31, 1020 nucleotides. RefSeq lists its product as uncharacterized. Lineage: Eukaryota; Fungi; Basidiomycota; Pucciniomycetes; Pucciniales; Melampsoraceae. The transcript has 8 exons. The coding region runs from base 1 to 1020 and encodes 339 amino acids. The record is from RefSeq and is a predicted model, not a curated record.
AUGUCUUCUCAGCCCAAUCGUGCACAACCGUACUCAUUAACUACCCCAAGGGGUCAGAGAAACCCCGUUGUUGGCACCUCAGCGAACCGCUCUGAACAGAGAUCAAUCCGGGGUCAAGGCGCGAUGAGACCGCCACUGGCUAAUGACGGUGCCCACGACCGCAGUGAAGGUUCGACGGAACUUCUCUUAGCUGCCAUAACAACCUUAGGUGCGAAGGUUGAGCAAGAGAUGUUGCUUAUGUCUGAUAACUUUCGUCAAGAACUCUCGACCGUUUCAGAGAAGAUUGAUGAUGACAUUGCGAGCUUGUCUAACAAGAUCAAUGGGGAUAUGAAUGCAAUGGCUGACAAGAUCGAUCAAAACCUCAUCGCUUUAUCCAACAAAGUCGAUCAGGUCAAUGACACCGUUGAAGAGAACGCUUCUCGUCUGCCUGCCGGUGCACCUCAUGGCCCACCGGCCGCUGCCACGGGACGCGCAGUAUCAAUUGCCGCUUGGAUGUACAGCCCUGAGCUCAAAGCCAAGGUGUAUGCUAUUGCCUAUGAAUUGGUCGCACUCCCUACGAUCACCGCAUAUACCGCUCUGGAAACUCCAGCUGGAGACUUGAUCAUGAACUCUCUGUUCAACACUAUCAAGAAAGCAGUUAGGGACAUUCCAGGAACCUGGGCUGUUGAUCAACUGCCCCCUGUCGUCAAUGGAAGCCAGGACGUUGCAGCUACCCAAAAGUACGCGACCUUGGUCAAGGACGCUGGCAAACACGCUCGGGAGCGGUUACACAUCUUGGUGUUGCACAACAUUAAAUACAAUCCUGAAGCGACGGUUCCAUGCCUCAAGAAGCUCCUCCACCGUGCUUAUUGGGUCCGCACGCCUUUGGAACUACGCCUCCGCAUCGCCUACCUGCGACGCGAGGCUGUUAGAAUAUUCCAAUCUCUUCGAAGCGGCGGAGGCGGAGGGAAUAUCUGGUCGCGGGUGGACCGACAGCUUCAAUUUCUGGAAGAGCAAGGCCCGCUAUACACUUCCGCGUAA